ACUUCACUACGCCGCGGCCAGAACAUUCACGCUAAACAAACAUCACAUUCACCCUUUAAAGACACACUCUCUCACCUAGAGCACUCGAUUCCACUUUCUCUUACACAUUGCCGACAAAUCAGACAAAAAUCAUGACAGUCGACGAAGCAACACAAACAAACGGCAACUAUGAGGCAAAGGACGCGCAGCAGAGCACCUGGACAGUUGAGACUGUCCUCUCUGAGAUAACACCCCGCUACGCGGAAAACACCGACUCGCCCGUCCCCUUCUUCCACCUCCUCGAGCGCCUAAAGACGACCAAGCGUGCAGGAUGGCACCGAUUCGGCAUUGAGGGCGAAUCAAUCUCCGACCACAUGUAUCGCAUGAGCAUCCUCACCAUGAUGGCCCCCAAAUCGAUUUCCGAACAUCUCGACAUACUCAAGUGCUGUCGCAUGGCUCUUAUCCACGACAUGGCCGAGUCUCUGGUCGGAGACAUCACACCAGUAGAUGACGUGAGCAAGCCGGAGAAGAGCAGGAGGGAAGCCGACACCAUGGACUACAUCUGCACGAACUUGCUGGGUAAGUUCAACGGCGGUCUGAAUGGCAAGGAGGUGCGGGAAAUUUGGCAGGAAUACGAGGACAGCGAAACGAAAGAAUCAAAAUUCGUCCACGACAUCGACAAGGUCGAACUUCUAGUCCAGAUGUUGGAGUAUGAGCGGCAAUACAAGUGUGAGAAGGAUCUGGGCGAGUUCACUUGGGUCGCGGAGAAGGUAGUAAGCGAUGAGGUCAAUGGCUGGGUAAAGCAGAUAUUCCGCGAACGACAACAAAUGUGGAAGGAUGCUGGCAAGGUGCCAACAUGGAAAGGCAACACCGAGCCCAAGGACUAGUCAUGACUGUCUUGUAAUCGCGUCUUCCGGGCUUGCUCACAGACAUGUUUACAUACUUCAAUGUGCAUACUUAGAACGA
This is a messenger RNA of Pyrenophora tritici-repentis Pt-1C-BFP, 945 nucleotides long. Its product is annotated as hydrolase HD superfamily. Lineage: Eukaryota; Fungi; Ascomycota; Dothideomycetes; Pleosporales; Pleosporaceae. Gene Ontology annotation, molecular function: 5'-deoxynucleotidase activity. The record is from RefSeq and is a predicted model, not a curated record. Gene Ontology annotation, cellular component: cytoplasm.